AGAGUGCCGUUCUGGCGGUUCUACGUGCAAAUACCCCGUACUCGAUCGCACGCCGCAACUCGCGUUGAACUUUACUCUGUUGGGAACACCUGCGAUAUGAUCGGGGGAGUUAGCAAAACUACUCAGCUAGAUGGGAGAUUCAAUGAGAGGUGUUCUGUUCUUGUGGGAGGACUCCUCGCAACAUGGAUAAAGCCCUCCUUCGGCUCUACAGAUUUCGUCAGCUCCACAACGAUCAGACACUCUCGCCUGUUCCGCCCCGAUUUUGUCUCUCUCAAAUUAAUCUGCGCCUCCCGAUCAGCCAAUUUUGGGCACCGUUCUCGAUAUCUUAUCCACUGUCCAGACAAACCUAAACGCGCUUGCCCUGGGCCAUACAAUCGCGUCAGAGCGUUGGACCUCACACGUAGACCUCAACAGAAUACAUCCCUCCCUCUCACGGUGUCUACCAUUCUCCGUCGUGCCACUUCAACUUUGUCAUGGGCGCUUACGCUGACGCGGUCGUUUUCGUGGCCAAUUAUACUAUCGAGACCGAGCAGGCAUCAUGCAAUCAACGCCACCGAUGCCGACCCCAUUUAUCACUCACAUUUGCCAUCAUCCGAGUUGACGCCACAUAAAUUUAUUACACCGGAGCAUGGUCCACGCAGUCUAUUAGUACGCAAAGUUCUCGUUGUACAGCGAGUAGUGGUCUAUUCUGUUGUUGCUCUCACUUUGCAUCGCAUCAGUUUACUUCCUGGCUGCCUUUGCGUAACGCGUACGGACCCGGUGACAAAUGGCUCCGCCGUCCUUGAUCCUCAUCAGCCAAGGGCUGAACCCCAUUUAGGCACGCAAAACAAUCGCUUGCCUUAGUAUCGUUCACGAUCGUCAGAAAUAUCUCCCAUUGAUCCGCAAACUCGAUGAAGUAUCUAAUUCGAUGCGAAACACAACCGCAUGGAACGCUUGUCAUUGGUUCGUUCCUCGCGUCCUACGGCGACCAAUUUAUUUUUUGGUUGUUACUUGUUGAUUGCUUCGUUGGGGC
Messenger RNA from Cantharellus anzutake, 1012 nucleotides. RefSeq lists its product as uncharacterized. The transcript is spliced from 5 exons. The record is from RefSeq and is a predicted model, not a curated record. Lineage: Eukaryota; Fungi; Basidiomycota; Agaricomycetes; Cantharellales; Hydnaceae. Bases 97 to 843 code for a protein of 248 amino acids.